ACUUAUUAAUACCUUUCCGCACGUCCCGGAUGUUUACAAGUUGUGGAAGUUUAUUGCAAUAAGUUUCUCAGGGAUGGCUUUUAUUGAAGAAUUCGUGGGACAACUCCUUCAACUUUUAACAAAUCAACGUGAAAAAGGAUGGAGUUUGGUAUCUAUGAGAAAACCAAAUGAAAAACUUUCCCAGGGAGAUUUUUCCUUUCCCACUGACUUCCGGAUAUGGAGAGAUUGCUUCCCUGAAGAAGAUAAAAGCUUCUCCGGAGACUUAUUCACCCAUUGUGCAAUAAAACCCGAAGAAAUUCAAAUAAAAAGCAAAGAAGGAUGCUGGAACUUACCUGUUGAGAAGGUGGAAGUAAUAAAGAAUCGUUGCAUCAUUUUCCUGGACAGGAAGGAAACCUUCCGGAAUGUUUUACUAAAGGUUAUGAACUCACCUGAAGGGAUUGGGAGAGAAGGUUCCCCCAAAAGAGUCUUCAUGGAGGAAAUUUCAUCAGAUUCACAAACCCUGACGGAUUUCCGGGGAAUUUUGCUGAGAAAGGUUCUUGUAAAUAUCCUUGGCAGGUCCAGGAAGUACAUUGAAGUCCCUAAAAGAGACAAUGCAGACGUAACGUGUGUCAUAACAUCGAAGAGCUCCACCGAAGUAGUGGAGGGAGAUGUAAAAAUCCUUCCGGGAGUUGUUUUAGAUUCCCGGACGGGUAAAAAACUAUCCAAAGACACCUGGACGGAAUGUCUGGAGCAAAAGAUGAAGGAGUGCGAAUUAGUGGCGAGGCACAGGUACGGAUUCCGUGGUCCAGGAGAUUCUCAAGCAGGGAAGAUGUUUGAAGUUCUGGGCACAGCAACAAUGACCCUGGAACUGCUGGAAGCUAAACCAACGAGUCCUGUUGCCUACGGUGGCACCUCAAGCCGUGGUGGAGCUUUUAUACUUUACAAUUCAGCCCGGAUGGAAACUCUCCUGGAACAGUUCAAAGCUCGGAACUUUCCGGAAGCACCGCCGUUGGAGGAAAUUGAUUUUUCCCUUCUAUCGGAACCUGAGGAAUGGAUCCUCCUGCUGAACUUCAUUGCCAGUGAGGAGUGGAUGAUUGAGAAGUGUAUCUCGGAGAUUGAGAUUGGCCGGGUUAGUCCACAUCUAAUCUGCUCCUUUCUGCACAACUUUGUCACCAUUUUCAGUGCCUACUACAGGAGAGUCCAGAUUCUCACGGACAACCGCAAACAUCUCCUGAAGACUCUACAUGCCAGGAUUCACCUCCUACGGGCUCUCAGGAUGAUUUUUAAUCGAACUUUAGCACUCUUGGACAUACAGCCGGUGGCGAAAAUGUAAUUCUGCAUGCUUUUAUGUUAUUAUUUCCAGAUUUUAUGUUGUUUUAACUUAACUUUGUCAAUUUGAAGACGUUAAUAAAAUUUUCUAAUGAAAACAAAA
This is a messenger RNA of Lutzomyia longipalpis, 1411 nucleotides long. Its product is annotated as DALR anticodon-binding domain-containing protein 3-like. The transcript has 2 exons. Lineage: Eukaryota; Metazoa; Arthropoda; Insecta; Diptera; Psychodidae. The coding region runs from base 74 to 1312 and encodes 412 amino acids. Gene Ontology annotation, molecular function: ATP binding; tRNA binding; arginine-tRNA ligase activity. The record is from RefSeq and is a predicted model, not a curated record. Gene Ontology annotation, biological process: tRNA C3-cytosine methylation; arginyl-tRNA aminoacylation.